Messenger RNA from Kwoniella mangroviensis CBS 8507, 459 nucleotides. RefSeq lists its product as uncharacterized. Lineage: Eukaryota; Fungi; Basidiomycota; Tremellomycetes; Tremellales; Cryptococcaceae. The record is from RefSeq and is a predicted model, not a curated record. Bases 1 to 459 code for a protein of 152 amino acids. The transcript is spliced from 2 exons.
AUGGAAGAAGACAAAGCAAUUCCAAGUCCAGCUUCUAAAGCUUUCAUCAGUCAUCUAGCGAAAUACGCUUAUUCCUCCAACCCCAACUCCACCUCUCCCAGUAAACUCGCUGGACCAUCUAGACUGGCAUCACCAUCGAAGGCGAAACUACCGAUGGUGGAGAUACCUACGUCACCGAGGAAGAGAAGGAGCCUAUCCUCGACACCUGUCAGACACAAGGGACGAAGAUCGAUAGAGGACAAGGAUGAAAGUGAAAGUGAAUAUGAAGAACCCGCCAUAACGCCCAUGAAGAAGAAGAGGGGACGAGCUUCGGACGAGAUUGGGACAGUGGAAGUGAAAGGCAAAGGCAAAGGCAAGAGACCUAGAGGAUAUGCGCCGCCAGAGUUGUAUGAGCAUUUGAGACCUGUCAAUGAUCUGUUGAGGGAUGAUUUGGAUAUCGUGUUCUGUGGAAUAAAGUGA